Messenger RNA from Hippocampus comes (tiger tail seahorse), 1940 nucleotides. It is a transcript of the gene f9a, whose product is annotated as coagulation factor IXa. The record is from RefSeq and is a predicted model, not a curated record. Gene Ontology annotation, molecular function: serine-type endopeptidase activity; calcium ion binding. NCBI's taxonomy places the organism in Eukaryota, Metazoa, Chordata, Actinopteri, Syngnathiformes, Syngnathidae. Bases 17 to 1441 code for a protein of 474 amino acids. The transcript has 8 exons. Gene Ontology annotation, biological process: blood coagulation; proteolysis. Gene Ontology annotation, cellular component: extracellular region.
UGACCCGCAUUCACCCAUGUUGUCGUCUGUGUGCGCAAACACAAAUCGUUGUGCACUUUGGAGUUUGCGUUUGUUUAUGAUGGCGAACAUCUUUCUUGCUUGUGUGCUGUUGUGGUCCUUUCAAUUGAGUCUGGGAGGCCCAGUGUUUCUGCCCGGCAAAGCGGCUAAUGGCGUCCUGAAGAGACACAAGCGUUAUAACACGGGCCUAUUUGAGGAGCUGCUGCAGGGCAACCUGGAAAGAGAAUGCUAUGAGGAAGUGUGUACCUUUGAGGAGGCCCGGGAGACCUUUGAGGAUUCAGAUAAAACGAUAGCGUUCUGGAAUAUAUAUCAUGAUGGGGACCAGUGUGAGUCGAACAAAUGCAUGCACCAGGCCACGUGCAAAGACGGUCCGAGCUCCUACACGUGUGAGUGUCGAAGCGGUUUCACCGGCGCCCACUGCGAAAACGAUUUGUUGAAAAGGUGUGAUCUAAACAAUGGCGACUGCGGGCACUUUUGUGAGCCGAUGGGCAUCAUCGGAGGCAAAUGUUACUGCGCGGAAGGAUACAAGCUGAUGCAGGACGGGAUCAGCUGUGAACCAGAAGCCGAGUUCCCAUGCGGCAGGACCGCCCUGAUGAGAACUGCUCGGUCUCCCACCCUCAACGUCAGCCUAGAUGAAUUCUAUCCCAUGUGGCGCAUUGUAGGUGGAGCUGGGGUCGUCCCAGCAGAGAUCCCCUGGCAGGCGGCCUUGGUAGACACAAAGGAGAAGGAGGUGUUCUGCGGGGGCUCCGUUCUAAGCGCUUGGUGGGUUAUCACCGCAGCCCACUGUCUGGCCGAGGCGCCGGCAGCCUUCGUCGUUAGAGUGGGUGAGCACAACAUUAAACGCAAAGACAAAACAGAGCAAGACAUCCAAGUAUCCCAGCAGCACAUGCACCCGCUGUACAAUCCCAGGGUGAACCCAUACAAUCACGACAUCGCCUUGCUCCAACUCCAAAAACCCAUCAACUUCUCUAUCGAUGUCCGGCCCAUCUGCAUCGGACCCAAGGCAUUCACCGAGGCCCUGGUGAAAAGAGCCUCGCCCGCCACGGUCAGCGGCUGGGGCAGAACGCGCUACCUCGGAAUCCCGUCCAACACGCUGAAUAAAGUGGAGGUUCCCUAUACGAGCCGGGCCGAGUGCAUGCGCACCAGCAGCGUCAGGAUCACACCUGCCAUGUUCUGCGCUGGCUACUAUAACCAGGCCAAAGAUGCGUGCCAGGGGGACAGUGGGGGGCCUCACGCCAACAAGCUCCACAACACUUGGUUCCUGACGGGCAUCGUGAGCUGGGGGGAAGAGUGCGCAAAAGAUGGCAAGUAUGGGGUGUACACGCGUGUGUCUCUUUACGUCAACUGGAUCCACAACAUGACCCACGGGUUGGAACAACACAAUGAGGAAAUGUCAGAUUUUGAAGAUGGUAUCGAAUGGUAAAAAAAUAAAAAAAAAACGCCAUUGCGGUACACUUGGCAAUUCAACUGUAGGUCCUUGAACAAGCUCUUUUCUGCAAGGAUGAAUUUGAGAUGUGACGAGCAACCUUGAUAAGAGCAGUUUGGGAUUACACCUAAUUUGGGAGAUUGUCAUAAUGGCUUAUCAUACAGAGUGAAUAUUUGUUAACUGUACGCAUUAAACACACGCUUGAAGAAAAGGCUAACGGCUGACUGCUUCUUUUACUUCAUCCUCACUUGUAAUCAGUAAUGUCAUGUUGGGAAAUGAACAUGACGAAAUCAAUUGGAAUUUGCAUGAAAUCUGGUCGAUUUUACAUUUAAUAGAGUCAAUGCUGUUGAAGUAACACGAGGCAACCAUGCUCGUAUGUUAAGACGUCAUCAUGUUUACAACUCACAGUGGUGGAACACUGCCAAGGGCAUGCUGGGUGAAUGGCUAGCACAUCUGCCUCACAAUGACUCUUGAUUUCAUGUAUCUUCAAUUGAAA